Molecule: messenger RNA, 1207 nt
Organism: Tripterygium wilfordii
Lineage: Eukaryota; Viridiplantae; Streptophyta; Magnoliopsida; Celastrales; Celastraceae
Exons: 3
Coding region: 134-667 (177 amino acids)
Source: RefSeq, a predicted model, not a curated record
CUCCAGAUUCCCAUGCCUAAUUAUAACCAAUCCCACUCUACAAUUAUUCAUCUAUUUAAUUAUUUUAUUUUUUUAAAAAAGAGUAUUUUUUGACCACCAUAAAUAAAUUCACAGAAUCCUCUUUCGGUUUCGCAUGGUACGUGCGUGUCCUCUUACAAUCAGAGCAACUGACACCCAACCGCUCCUUCUCUUCUUCUCAAUUUCUUCUUCUUCUUCUAAUUUGUUUCUUUGUAAUUUUGUAAUCUCUGUAUUACCACCCAUCAUGUCCUCUGUUUUGAGUUCACAAGGUGUGGCCUUGGCAACUGCCAUGGUUGUCUCUUGCACUGCAAUCUAUCUAGCUUUCUCUUCCCCAAAACCCAUCAAGACUCUCGAUUCACAACCUCCAUCUCCGAAUUUACGUUCUUGCUUAUGUAAAGAUGAUCAGAGGAAGAGGAGGAACAGUAGGAAGAAGAAGAGAGUUCAAUUUGCAGAGAGUGUGAAGGAAACAGAAGGAAAUGGAGAGGAAUACAGGAGAGCCAGAGAGAACAACAAGAAUAAUUCAAACACAAGAAUUCAGAAAAGUUGCAGAAACGAAUUCCCAGAAACUCAAAAAAUUCCAGCAAACAGAGCCGCUCUGUAUAAUGGAAUACUCAGAGACCGUGUUCACCGAUUACAGUGCUCGUAUUGAUAUAAUGGAUCAAUCCCUGAAACGGGGUUUCGAAUCCUGAUCAUUAGGUGUACAUCCUUACCACUCCGAGUCAUUAUCAGGGUGAUAUAUUCUUAUCAUUUCAAUUAAUGCCUCCGACGUAGAAUGUUAUUUAGUUUUGGUUAAUAUUACUGGCAAUUCACGGUGUAUUCUGGAAAUUAAAAAGCCAAUUCAAGAAACUGAUCCUCUGCCAUUUGGAAAAGGCAUCUUCAGAAGACUCCUGGAAUCCUUUGAAGGUGAGUCAAAAGCCCUCUAGAAAGCUCAAGACUUUUGACCAUAUGCUGUCAUUUUACCAGUAAAGCGUGGUAGUUGUGGGAGGUAAUGACUGGUUCAGCUUCAACUUUCCCCCAAAACUCAUAUUGAUAUUUGUGAUGAUCACAUGGUGGUGGACUUGGUACUUUUUAAAAAAUUUCCUCUAGAAGAGGAGGAGUUGGGCCACUUUUUGUAACUUAUCAUUUAUGCAAGUUGGUGCAACUGUAAUGGGAUUGAAUCAUAUGAGAGACUUGAUGACCACUUCAAUUA